ACGCACCUGUUGGCGAUACGGUUAGUGAAUGCGAUAAUCUGGGCGAGACAUGUCAAAGUGGGUGGGAAUGAACUGGUCAUCUAAAUGACAUGGAAGAGAACGAAUCGUAUGAAGAUAAAUUAAGAGAUAUAUUUGAUUUUUACGACGAAGAUCAUGACGGAUAUAUAGCUGUGGAUCAUGUACAGAGUGUGUUGACGAAGGAACAAUUCGGAGCUGCACAGCCUCAGGAAAUAACUGGCAUAAUCAACCUUUUGGACCCUGAUGGAACAGGCAUUAUAGGCUUUCGUGACUUCUGUGAAGGGGUAAAACAGUUAGCAGCGAUUCAAACUCAAGUUCACUCUCCUGAAAACAGUUUGCGAGGAAGCUGUAGCCUUGAAACUCUGGUACCAGUUGAUAUACAUUCUCCAGAACUGUCUUUAACAGAGAGACAAAUAGCAGAUGGAAAGCAUGCUUUUUCAGACUAUGACAUAUCCAGCAUUGAUGAGCCCAAUAGUAGUGAUUUUGUUGUGAACGGUGGCCUGUCAUCCACCCUGACUUUCAGUUCUCAUCUGGUUCCACCAACCUCAGAGGACGAAGGGGAUAGCGCCAUCAGUGGCAAGUCAUCAGAGCUUAAUGACAAUAGCCGCCAGGAAGUGACUGAUGAAGACAACUAUGAAGAUUAUGGGGAAUCGGAAGCAGAUGUAUCAGAUCAGGGAUUACUUACUCCAGUUACUUUAAGGAAAAGUCAGGACAAAAAGGAAAUACUGUCAAGGCCUCACAAACGAACAUGCCCCAACAGAAGACUCACAUCUGCUGCUUAUGCUAGGCAGCUUCAACGAGAUUCGCAUUCUCCCAACAGUACAAGGAGAAGUAGCUUUGGGUCAGAUAUAGUCUACGAUGACAUAGAUGGCAACUUCCAAAACAUAGAUGACCGGAUGAAGUAUCUUGAAUCCCAAAUUCACAAGUUGUCUGACAAUCAACUCACAACACACUCAACUUUGAAAAAAGAAAAUUCUUCUCUCAAAUCAAAAGUACAUGACCUUGAGGCCCAGCUACAGCUGAUGGAUGUUAGAACAGAGGAGAGACUGAAUGAGGAACGUCACAAACACCAAGAAUAUAUUACUCGACAAAACAGAGGAAAGUCUGAUGCUCAGAUGGAUUAUGUCACACAAAGGCUGCAGAAGGUGGAGCAAGAUAAUGAGAAGUUGACACAGGAACGACUUCAACUGCGUACAGAAAUUCACCAAGUAAGAACUGAAAAACUAGACCUGCAGGAUGCAUAUGACACCCUCUCUGAUGAGCAGCAGAAGUUACAGACAGAAUUACACAAAAUUACACAGCAGAGUGAGCAUGAGCGGCAGACGACAGGACAGCUCCUGGAUGAACUUGGAAAAGAACUGGAAGACUUGCGCAGAUACAAGAUAGAACAGGAAACAUUUCAAGGGCGGAAAGGAAGUGUGGGGGAUCUACCAGCCCGCUAUCAAGAUCUGCAAACUGAAUUACAGAAACUGAAAGAGAUGUAUAUGGAUGAAUGGAGAAACUUGUUCAAGGAGAACAAGAUCCUGAAAGACUCCAAUGAAGACUUAAAUGCUCAGCUACUAACUCGAUGUAUGGAGGAGGGCAGGUCAUUGCUGCGAGAUACUAGUGGAACAACACUUGCAGAGGAACUAGAGCACCUGACAAAGGAAGAGAAUAUUGUGGACGAAGAUUUUAGAAAGCAGCUGCUUGAGAGGCUGAAGAAAGAACAGGAAAUCAACUUGAGAUUGAAGCAGUAUGUUGACAAGAUCAUCCUAACCAUCAUUGAGAAAAACCCAUCUCUCCUAGAAAUAACGAAACAGUGAUCAUUGGGUUCACCCACAAUAUUCUGUGCAUUUGGUACAUACAUGCCUAUAUACCUCUUUUCACAAACACAGGGGGUCACAUACAGAGAUUCUUCUCUCCUCUCUCUCUCUCCUCCCCCCCCCACACACACACAAAAAAAAUCAUGUUCGCACAUACGUGCACACACACACACACACUUUGUACAAUCUAUGUGAAUUGGUGUGGUAUCAGAGGCAGUGAUUAUUUAUUCAACAAUAUGACAUUUUUUGUUUAUUUAACUGGCCACUGAAUUGAGACUUCUGCACAAAUGAUCUCCUGGCAGUAUGGCACAAUUCAUGCAGUGUGGCAGAAACAAUAUAAAUAGUUGCCAAUUGCAUAGAAUGAAUGAUGAAUCAAUAUAUUUAUAUGAAGUCAAAUGCACGUUAUUGCUUGCUCCACCAAAUGCUAAUACACUGAUGUUCAUGUAUGUGUACAAGGAUGUAAAGAAAGUCACAUAUUUUUGUUCAAAUUCUAUGUUCACCUCUGUGUCCCAAGUAUAAACCCAUCAAAUAGCAUUCACUUCAGAAGACUUUCUUGGCUUUGCAGCUUAAUCCUAAUCUUAAAUUGCUAGAAAAAAAUUGUUGUCAUCCACAAGCAGGUAUAAUGAAAAGCAGGGCUUAAAUGAAAUAGAUGGGACUUACAUGCCUUCUAACUGCCUGCUGCUGUCUUCACCCAGUAAUCAUGUAUACUAUGUUUGUAUACCAUAUUUUAAUGAAUAUAUUUGAAAUAAUAUGAUGCGUAGCACUUUUGUUCAGCUGAUCUCUGUUGUCGGAUUUGUUUAUAUGUAUGGAUAUGUUUGUCAAGUCACCAUUGAGUCUCACGAUCACGAAAACAUGUUGAUCUAUCAGAGUCAAACUACAACAAACAUUACUAUUAACGAGUCAAUAUAUCCAUUCUCUCUCAACUAAAGUUUGUUUCAUGGGGUCAUUGCUGAUAGCUUGCACACACAAUUUUGCUGAAUUUAAUGUUAACAAUACGGAAUAAAAUUUUGAGUAAAUUCAACAGAAUAGAUUAAAACUCGAAGUCCAGAAAUACAAGUAUGCAUUGAUGCAAUAUAUCAAAUUCCCCACCCAACUUCUAUUCCCCACCCAACAAUCUUAUCUACAAUGUAAGUGAAAGCAAAA
Messenger RNA from Haliotis rubra (blacklip abalone), 2963 nucleotides. Its product is annotated as rab11 family-interacting protein 4-like. Gene Ontology annotation, molecular function: calcium ion binding. The transcript has 18 exons. The record is from RefSeq and is a predicted model, not a curated record. Bases 90 to 1820 code for a protein of 576 amino acids. Gene Ontology annotation, cellular component: cleavage furrow; recycling endosome membrane; endocytic vesicle. NCBI's taxonomy places the organism in Eukaryota, Metazoa, Mollusca, Gastropoda, Lepetellida, Haliotidae. Gene Ontology annotation, biological process: regulation of cytokinesis; endocytic recycling.